Messenger RNA from Oncorhynchus masou masou (cherry salmon), 3058 nucleotides. Its product is annotated as inactive phospholipid phosphatase 7-like. Gene Ontology annotation, molecular function: sphingosine-1-phosphate phosphatase activity. Lineage: Eukaryota; Metazoa; Chordata; Actinopteri; Salmoniformes; Salmonidae. Gene Ontology annotation, cellular component: nuclear envelope. The record is from RefSeq and is a predicted model, not a curated record. The transcript has 3 exons. The coding region runs from base 696 to 1598 and encodes 300 amino acids.
GUGGGAUUGUGCGUAGGCUACGUCAUGUCCACGGAAAACGACUGACGAUCGAAAAAAAGAGCUCUCAUCUUUUGUAAAUACUAAAUGACUCGCCGAGCUGACUAUGGAUGCUUGUUUCUUGAUAGACUGUAGCCCCGAUACUAUUAAAGUCAAUCUGUCUAACUAAGAAUUGCUUGACGCGUUCUCCAAAUUCAAAUCGUGUUCCAAACGAGAGGGAUCUGAACGAUAGCCCAUUCUUAUACAUUGGCCUGGUAAGACGAUAACAAAAAUGUGUCUUUGUCGUUGAGCAUAACAGACAAAGUAAAACCAGUGUAUUUAGUUUCUACCGUUCAGGAUCAAAACAAAACAUUAUGCCAUUCCAUGUUAGUUGCUGAUGGUCGUAUAUUUUAGUUUAUGACAUGUUAAAAGCUGAUAAUGUUUCACUGUAGAUUGUAUCUCGUUUGAUUGGUCCAGGCAGAUGCCAGUCAAGCCUCUUUGUGCCUGCAUGGAUCCGGUUGUAGGCUUAACACAGCAGCAUGGGCAGCGCGCAUUCCAACCGGCCUAAAUAUAUCUGGUAGGGACACAGUGGGGGAAAGAGAGGGCGACAGGGCUUAGCUUUGGAUAUUUAGGCUUCGUGGUUAAAACGAGAAAUUGACCUUCUGAAACGUAGUACAGUAACUUUUUUCACCAAGGAUUCGAAGUGGGACCAACCCAAAAUGCCCGCAAUUCCGAGUUCUAGGUCCAGGACGCGGGAUCGGAACAACGUCCUGAGCAGACCCGAGUUCAUGUCCCUGAACCAGCCCCUUUGGAGCGGCAACUCGGAGAGCCAGGGAAACUCAAGGCGACCUGGUCAACCCAAACACCAAGCAAACCUGCCGUGCGACCCGCAGGAACCUACUGACAAUGCCAACAAGGAUCGGAAAGAGCCCACGAAACUGCCAGAGGAGGACUGUAUCCAGCUGAACCCUUCCUUCAAGGGGAUAGCGAUGAGCUCCCUCCUCGCCAUUGACAUUUGUCUGUCCAAGCGCCUGGGGGUCUGCGCCUAUACGUCGUCGUCUUGGGGCACGGUUCGUCCCAUGGUCACCCUACUUGCGUUCACGGGGCACGGCAUCACGUGGAUCAUUGGCACUAUCGUGUGUUUGACAAGGAGUAAUACGCUGGCGGGACAAGAGGUCCUGGUCAAUCUAUUACUUGAAUUUAAAGCAUCCCAUGGUAGAGGAUCAGAAGCAGCCCUCCUGCUUGACGUCAUGACAGUGGCCGGAGUCCAGAAGCUGAUCAAACGCAAAGGACCCUGGGAGAUGAGUCCGGGAUUCCUGGACUACUGUGUCAUGGAUGUGUACUCCUUCCCAGCGGCCCACGCCAGCCGCGCCGCCAUGGUGUCCAAGUUCUUGCUUUCCCACCUGGUCCUGGCCGUCCCUCUUCGCAUCCUGCUGGUGCUCUGGGCCUUCCUGGUGGGCAUGUCCCGGGUGCUGUUGGGGAGACACCACCUGACCGACAUGGCGUGCGGCUUCGCCCUGGGCCUUCUGCACUUCAGCCUGGUGGAGACAGUGUGGCUGUCGUCCAGCACCUGUCAAACCCUCAUCUCUAUAGGGACCCUCAGCUGGAGCUCCUUCUACUGAACACAGGGCCAGGAGUUCUUCCUGAUGUGAUCUGAGUUUUCCCUGAUCAAGGCCUACUGUCAAAGGCUGCAGUAGACCUACGUAUAGGCUUUAUCUUGAUUUCCUUUCAAUUAUGUUGUUUGUAUUUUUCUGCUGGAAACUAUCAUUUGUUUAAACUACAUAUUUUUGAGAAACAGGUGGACUGGACUCCAAAUGUGAAUAGAUUUUUGCUGUCUUUGAAUUGUGCUGUAUGUUAAACAAAAACAUGAUUGUUGUCCUGAAGAUCAGGGAUUUUGCUACAAGGUUAAAUAUUUACCCUAUCCAAAUAAGUUUCAAAAGAUAGUUUUGAUUAGUUUAAGGCAAGCGGUUUCAUCAUAGAUCUGUAUGUUGUAUAUUCCACAUUGUUUGCCUUCUCUGCUGCAAUCUAAGCAUUAACCAAGCAGAUAGACACAGUUAGUUUAUGGUGCUGAUUUCAUGCCUCGCUGAGUAACUGAAAAACGUCUGUGUGAAGUCAACUCCAGUACAUCAGGUUGGGGUUACCAUUGAUACUGUGACAUAUGUGUGUGUGUAUAUGGGUGAUUGUGUGUGUGCAUAUGUGUUACGCUCGUCAUUGGAAGGAGUAGACCAAGGUGCAGCGUGGUCGGUGUACAUCUUUCUUUUAUUGAUGACACUGAAAAAACAACAACUACUAAACGAAAUGCACAAUUCUGUAGGGCUGGAAAGCAACAGUACAAAAACAAGAUCCCACAAACUAAGGUGGAAAAAAGGCUGCCUAAGUAUGAUCUCCAAUCAGAGACAACGAUAGACAGCUGCCUCUGAUUGGAAACCAUACAACAAAGAAAUAGACAACAUAGAUUGCCCACCCUAGUCACACCCUGACCUAACCAAAUAGAGAAUUAAAAUAUCUCUGAGGUCAGGGCAUGACAAUAUGUCUGUGUGUGUUUGUAUUCCUCCAUGCAAGAUUUCUUAUGUGUGCACCUUUGUGAGUCAAACGUAAUGUCUUUUGGAGGGUAAAAGUCGCUGAGUAAACCUUUGCUGGGUAAAGUCCGGAAUGUUCACUGGCAUGUACAAAAAAUGAAUUAUACCCCAUAUCAAAGGCUUUUUACCUACUGUAUGCCUUCAUGUAUUUCAUUUAUUGGUCUUCUGCUAUGUCUUUUGGUUUGUUUUUUUGUUGUUGUGAUAUUAUGGACUUGGCAACCAAACUAUUUAAGCUGUAGCCUUUUUGCUUUCGGAUUGAGUGUGUAUGUGUGUGUGUGUGUGUGUGUGUGUAUGUAUGUAUGUAAUAUUGCAUUAGUGCAAGUCAGCAUGUUUUGUUUUGUACAAGUAUGACAAGAAAGUCAUCUUUUCAUGCAGUGUUUGAAUUUAUCCAGUCUAAUUUGCUAAAUUAAGAAGAUGGCUGGAUAGUCUUUAUAAGAUGUGGAAAAGUGGUAUGUCUUUCCUGCGUUGUUUAUGCAUGCCCAUAAAUAUACCAUUUGCCAUGA